Molecule: messenger RNA, 4581 nt
Organism: Castor canadensis (American beaver)
Lineage: Eukaryota; Metazoa; Chordata; Mammalia; Rodentia; Castoridae
Source: RefSeq, a predicted model, not a curated record
UCAGCUUUAACACACCUUGGCUGGGUCUGGAUAAAAAAAAACUGGGCACUGAAAAUUUCUAGAAGAAAGCAUCAGGAAAAGAAAGAGAGAGGGGGACUUACUCAAAGUUGUUUCAGAUUCCUCCAAAAUUGCAAGUCUGGUGGCUAUGGGAUGGAUGUGACCAAGAAAAACAAGCGGGAUGGCACUGAAGUCACUGAAAGAAUCAUUACUGAGACAGUGACGACACGACUCACUUCCUUACCACCAAAAGGGGGGACCAGCAAUGGCUAUGCUAAAACAGGCUCACUGGGUGGAGGGAGCCGGCUGGAGAAACAAAGCCUGACCCACGGCAGCAGCGGCUACAUCAACUCAAGUGGAAGCUUACGAGGCAAUGCCUCCACCUCCAGUUACAGGAGGGCUCAUUCACCUGCUUCCACUGUGCCCAACUCGCCAGGAUCAACCUUUGAAAGGAAAACUCACAUUACCCGCCAUGGAACGUACGAAGGGAGUUCCAGUGGCAACUCUUCUCCAGAGUACCCGCGAAAGGAAUUCGCAUCUUCUGCAACCAGAGGACGGAGCCAAACGCGAGAGAGCGAAAUUCGAGUUCGACUGCAGAGUGCCUCACCAUCUACCAGAUGGACAGAAUUGGAUGAUGUCAAGCGUUUGCUCAAGGGGAGCCGAUCAGCAAGUGCCAGUCCUACACGGAACACCUCCAACACACUCCCCAUCCCCAAGAAGGGCACCGUGGAGACCAAAAUGGUGACAGCAAGCUCCCAGUCAGUGUCGGGUACCUAUGAUACAACAAUCCUGGACACCAACCUUCCCUCUCACAUGUGGUCCUCUACCUUGCCCGCGGGGUCCUCCAUGGGGACCUAUCACAACAACAUGACAACCCAGAGCUCCUCCCUUCUCAACACCAAUGCCUAUUCAGCAGGAUCAGUCUUUGGAGUUCCAAAUAACAUGGCAUCCUGCUCUCCCACCCUACACCCUGGACUCAGCACUUGCUCCUCAGUGUUUGGCAUGCAGAACAAUCUCGCCCCCAGCUCAUCUGCCCUGUCGCAUGGUACAACCACCACUUCCACAGCAUAUGGUGUGAAGAAAAACAUGCCCCAGAGCCCAGCUGUCGUGAGCACUGGUGUGUCCACAUCUGCUGCCUGCACCACCAGUGUCCAGAAUGAUGACCACUUGCACAAGGACUGUAAAUUCCUGAUCCUGGAGAAAGACAAUGUGCCAGCCAAGAAGGAGAUGGAAUUGCUGAUCAUGACCAAGGACAGUGGGAAGGUGUUCACUGCCUCUCCUGCCAGCAUUGCUGCAACUUCUUUUUCAGAAGACACUCUGAAGAAAGAAAAACAGGCUGCCUACAUGGCUGACACCUGUCUGAAGGCAGAAACUAAUGGAGACAUGAAGACCGUGUCUGCAAAGGGCAAGGUGGCCUCCGCAGAAAUCCACAGCUAUGACCAUGGUGGUGGUGGCAGCAGAGGUGGAGGAGGUGGUGGUGGGGGAGCAUGGGGGGCCGCGCCCGCCUGGUGCCCCUGUGGCUCCUGCUGCAGCUGGUGGAAAUGGCUGUUAGGCCUGCUGCUCACCUGGCUGCUGCUCCUGGGGCUUCUCUUCGGCCUCAUUGCUCUCGCGGAGGAGGUGAGGAAGCUGAAAGCCCGCGUGGAUGAGCUGGAGAAGAUCAAGGACAGGUACUAUGAAGACAAGAUGGAGAGGAGCAGCAAGGACCGCCUCCAGGGUGUGGCACCUGGAGCAGGAACAGGCGAGGGCAAAGCCGGGCUGGAUGGCCCAGGCCAAGAGGCGCUCUGGCUAUUCGUCAGGAACAAGCUGAUGAUGGAACAGGAAAAUGGAAAUCUCCGAGGAAACCCUGGCCCUAAAGGUGACAUGGGAAGUCAAGGCCCUAAAGGAGACCGAGGGCUCCCUGGGACACCAGGUGUCCCUGGACUCUUGGGCCACCCUGGUCCAGAAGGACCAAAGGGACAAAAAGGCAGCGUGGGAGAUCCUGGCAUGGAAGGACCCAUGGGCCAGAGAGGGCGAGAAGGCCCCAUGGGACCUCGUGGUGAACCAGGGCCUCCUGGAUUUGGAGAGAAAGGGGACAGAGGAGCUGCUGGUCCUCAGGGUCCUCCCGGCGUCCCAGGUUCUGUGGGUCCCAAAGGUUCCAGUGGUUCUCCUGGCCCCCACGGUCCCCCAGGCUCUAUGGGUCUCCAAGGGCUCCGAGGUGAAGUGGGACUUCCUGGUGUCAAAGGUGACAAAGGACCUAUGGGACCACCAGGACCCAAAGGUGACCAUGGUGAGAAAGGACCCAGAGGCCUCACAGGCGAGCCUGGCAUGAGAGGUUUGCCUGGGGCCGUGGGUGAGCCUGGAGCCAAAGGAGCAAUGGGCCCUGCCGGCCCCGAUGGACAGCAAGGCGCAAGAGGUGAACAAGGCCUAACAGGGAUGCCUGGGACCCGUGGCCCACCAGGACCUGCUGGAGAUCCAGGAAAGCCAGGUCUUACAGGACCCCAGGGACCUCAAGGACUUCCUGGCACCCCUGGCCGACCAGGGACUAGAGGUGAACCUGGUGCUCCAGGCAGAGUCAUGACUUCAGGAGGGUCAUCGACGGUCACUGUGCCCGGACCCCCUGGACCUCCUGGUGCUAUGGGACCCCCAGGACCUCCAGGGACCCCAGGUCCUGCUGGCCCUGCUGGUCUCCCUGGACAGCAAGAAGGUCUUGAUUUACGAGGUCCCCCAGGUCCACCUGGACCACGUGGGCCACCAGGACCUUCCAUCCCAGGCCCACCAGGACCCCGAGGCCCUCCAGGAGAAGGCUUGCCAGGCCCACCAGGUCCACCAGGAUCUUUCCUGGCUGACUCAGAAACCUUCUUUUCUGGUCCCCCAGGCCCACCUGGACCCCCAGGUCCCAAGGGAGACCAAGGUCCCCCAGGUCCCCGAGGACACCAAGGCGAGCAAGGCCUCCCAGGGCUCUUAACUGCUGAUUCCAGCUCUCUUGGAUUCAACCUGCAGGGACCCCCAGGCCCACCUGGCCCGCAGGGACCCAAAGGUGACAAAGGUGAUCCUGGUGUUCCAGGGACUCCUGGCUUCCCUGGUGGUCCCUCUCGAGAGGGGUCCUCAAGCACCAGAUACAUGCAGGGGCCCCCUGGCCCACCAGGGCCCCCUGGGCCUCCAGGCUCCCUCAGCAGCUCUGGCCAGGAGAUUCAGCACUACAUCUCAGAGUACAUGCAGAGUGACAGCAUUAGGUCUUAUCUGUCUGGAGUUCAAGGUCCUCCGGGACCACCUGGUCCCCCAGGGCCUGUCACCACCAUCUCAGGCGAGACAUUCGACUACUCACAGCUGGCAAGCAACGUUGUCAGAUACUUGCGAACUUCAGGCUUCAGCUUUACCUCGGCCUCCAUCUCCUCAGAAGACAUCCUGGCCGUGCUGCAGCGGGAUGACGUGCUUCAGUACCUGCGUCAGUACCUGACAGGCCCUCAGGGUCCCCCAGGGCCACCAGGAGCCAGUGGAGAUGGGUCCCUCCAGUCCUUGGACUAUGCAGAGCUGAGCAACCGCAUUCUCAGCUACAUGUCGAGUUCUGGGAUCAGCAUUGGGCGUCCUGGCCCACCAGGCCCCCCUGGCCUGCCGGGAACAACCUAUGAGGAGCUCCUCUCCUUGCUCCGAGGGUCUGAAUACAGAGGCAUCAUUGGACCCCCAGGUCCCCCAGGGCCACCUGGGAUUCCAGGCAAUGCAUGGUCCAGCAUCAGUGUGGAGGACCUCUCAUCUUACUUGCACACUGCUGGCUUGUCAUUCAUCCCAGGCCCUGCAGGCCCUCCUGGGCCCCCCGGUCCUCGAGGGCCCCCAGGUGUCUCAGGAGCUCUGGCUACCUAUGCAGCUGAAAACAGCGACAACUUCCGCAGUGAGCUGAUUAGCUACCUCACAAGUCCUGAUGUGCGCAGCUUUAUCGUUGGCCCCCCAGGCCCUCCUGGGCCACAGGGUCCACCUGGAGACAGCCGCCUAGCAUCACAAGAGAACGCCUACAGUUGGGGUAGCAGCUCUUCCAGACGGGGUGCCUCCUACAGCUCUUCCAUGGGUGUAGGGGGAGCCAAUGGAGGCUCCCUGGGUGGAGAUGGAGCCUUUGGUGCAAGAGAUGGGGGUCCAUAUGGCACUGAUGUUGGAGGUUAUGGGGCAGCAGCAGACGGCGGUGGCAUGUAUGGUGGCCGUGGCGAAUCACUCCAGGCUGGCUUCACUAGGGACCUGGACUACAAUGAGCUGGCUGUGCGGGUGUCGGAGAGCUUGCAGCGUCAGGGCCUGCUGCAAGGGAUGGCCUAUACUGUCCAGGGCCCGCCAGGUCAGCCUGGGCCCCAGGGCCCCCCUGGCAUCAGCAAGGUCUUCUCUGCCCACAGCAAUGUGACGGAGGACCUCAUGGACUUCUUCCGAACUUAUGGAACCAUUCCAGGACCACCUGGACAGAAGGGAGAGGUGGGCAACCCAGGACCCAAAGGUGACAGAGGUCCUGCUGGACCACGAGGUCUUCCUGGGCCACCUGGCUCUCAAGGGCAGAAGGGAGAGAAAGGAGACAAAGGUGACCAAGUCUAUGCUGGGCGGAGGAAGAGAAGUACUGCCACCAAGCCAUGA